This is a messenger RNA of Eremomyces bilateralis CBS 781.70, 1577 nucleotides long. RefSeq lists its product as uncharacterized. The record is from RefSeq and is a predicted model, not a curated record. Gene Ontology annotation, molecular function: protein binding. The transcript is spliced from 3 exons. The coding region runs from base 200 to 1231 and encodes 343 amino acids. Lineage: Eukaryota; Fungi; Ascomycota; Dothideomycetes; Eremomycetales; Eremomycetaceae.
AGUUAGAUAUAUCUAAGUACCAGUACCUGUAACACAUGCGCAUUGCGGCAACUUAAGAUCAUCGGGUUGACAGUUACGUUCAAUACUCCUUGUUGUCAAUCGUGUUUCUUUGGAACAAUUACCAGUCUACCUACCACGGGGAUAUCGGCCACAGGGUUUCCUCACCCAACGCUAUCGUCCCCUUCUUGGGCCUCCAAUUAUGACUUCAAACUUUCAAACCCUCGAUCCAAAGGGGGAUCUGACCCUUAAUAUUGCCUUCCCAGAAGAAGAGAUCAAACUUGUGUCGUUCCUCGCCUCCUCACGUCAUUUAUCUGUGGCUUCUCCCUAUUUCGAUCGCAUGUUUUCUGGCCCUUGGAAAGAGUCAGAGUCCGUAAAGUCUGGAAGCUUGGAUGUCAGUGCCCUUCCUUCAUGUGGACCAACCAGUUACUCGAUCAUUUUGAAUGCAAUGCACGGCCGAUUUCGAAAAGUGCCCAAGUCGUUGCCGAAGGCGGAGCUGCUCCAGGUUGGAAAAUUGGUCGAUUACUACGAGUGCCUAGAAGUAAUUGAAUAUCAGGCCGAGCGAUGGGUGGAUGACGCGUUCAAAUGCGAUGAACCUGCACUUGAAGGAGGCGAAAUGAGUGCCGAGUGGCUCUUCCUCUCUUGGAUUUUUCCUAAUUCAGCCAUUUUUGGUCUGGUUUCAAAGAACUGGGUUCGUAAGGCAGAAAACGCAGUCGAUCCAGGAGAAUACCCAACCCCUCAAGUCGUCACAGAUGCGAUAGAUCAGCGAAGAAAGAAAAUUGUAUCCAAAGUGAUAGAGCGAUUCGAAAUGGCUUUCGAUCGAUUGGCUUCCGAUCAAUUUGAUUCCCAAUUCCCUCGCCCAUCUUUCUGCCGACCAGAGAUUUGUCCCACGCUGGACUGUCGACUUCAUAUGCUUGGUCAACUAGCCAGGCAGUUAACCGAGCUGCGAGUUCUCCCAACAUUUAGAGGGCACGUAGAAGGCAGUUUUACAUCGCGAGAACAGGGUUACGAAGGCAUUUCAUAUGACGGGUUAUUCAAGAUCACUAACGAGUUUACUAAACCCUCUAUGUGCAAAAGGAGCACACACUACAACGGGUACGGCAACACAUGCGAUACCAUCGAUUUCCUCAAGGGCAUAUUUUCGGAAAGCAGCACAAAGCUCUCUAGUCUUAAUCUUCAGGCUCUUCAGAGUGUAAAUCAGCGGAAAACGAAUUCUACAAAUGGCAAGGCUUGAUGAUUGUCUGAUAUCAACGUGGUUCAACAACAUGUCAUGUGUGUUGGAUCGCACCACUGAUAUUGAACCUCAAUCCCCUGUACAUCAUCAUCAGAGCAUUACGAGAGUCCUCUAAGCUCUUGUCUUGAAGAUGUAUUGCUCUGCAUAGCAUACGUGGCUGUUGGAAUGGGAUGGUCGCCGAUUCCAUAUUACUACUACGGGAGGACAUGAGCGGACGACUAUCUGGGAUGAGCGGCAAGUUGUGCCUGAAGGAGUGGCCGGGGAGUUGCGGACAUCUGGCACAGUGUAUUCCGUCCAUGUGGGUGUGAGAGUCCUCCAUGGAUAUUGCGGAGACUGACAAUACUGG